This is a messenger RNA of Exaiptasia diaphana, 2306 nucleotides long. Its product is annotated as transcription initiation factor IIB. Gene Ontology annotation, cellular component: nucleus; transcription preinitiation complex. The transcript has 10 exons. The record is from RefSeq and is a predicted model, not a curated record. The coding region runs from base 44 to 985 and encodes 313 amino acids. Gene Ontology annotation, molecular function: RNA polymerase II general transcription initiation factor activity; TBP-class protein binding. Lineage: Eukaryota; Metazoa; Cnidaria; Anthozoa; Actiniaria; Aiptasiidae. Gene Ontology annotation, biological process: transcription initiation at RNA polymerase II promoter; transcription preinitiation complex assembly.
UGGCGGCCGGGCUUUCUUUUGCCAGACGAAAGAAGUGAUCGACAUGGCGAGCUCUUCGUCACAGAAGAUCGUCAUUUGCCGACAUCAUCCAGAGGCCCCUCUCAUCGAAGAUUACCGGGCCGGCGAUAUGAUAUGCUCUGAGUGCGGGCUAGUAGUUGGCGACAGGGUGGUUGAUGUUGGCUCAGAAUGGCGGACGUUUAGCAAUGAGAAGGCUACAAGUGACCCAUCUCGUGUUGGCUCAGCACAGAAUCCAUUGCUGAGUGGUAGCGAUUUGUCGACAUUGAUCGAAAAACCUGCCCCUGGCAAUUACGAGAUGGACGGCUUUGCCAGGACUCAUAACAGUCGGUCUGGGAUCAGUGGCUCUGAUCGAAGUCUGUUAAACGCGUUUCGCGAAAUCAGCAUCAUGGCUGACAGAAUCAACCUCCCAAGAAAAAUAGUCGACCGAGCGAACACGUUAUUCAAACAAGUUCAUGAACAGAAGAGUCUCAAAGGACGRAGCAACGAUGCCAUCGCGUCGGCUUGUCUGUACAUCGCUUGCCGGCAGGAGGGUGUUCCCCGGACAUUAAAGGAAAUAUGCGCAAUAAGUAAAAUAUCCAAGAAAGAAAUCGGCCGAUGCUUCAARCUUAUUCUUAAACACCUUGAAACAAGUGUCGAUCUCAUUACAUCUGGGGACUUUAUGUCGCGAUUUUGUUCAAAUCUCAACCUCCCCACGAGUGUGCAACGUGGAGCUACUCACAUCGCGCGGAAAGCUGUGGACUUAGAUUUAGUCCCUGGACGCAGUCCUAUAUCUAUAGCAGCCGCUGCUAUUUACAUGGCUUCUCAAGCAUCUGAAGAGAAACGCUCACAAAAAGAAAUUGGCGAUAUUGCUGGUGUUGCUGACGUCACAAUACGUCAUUCGUAUCGACUACUCUACCCUCGGGCUCGGGAACUCUUUCCUACGGAUUUUGUCUUCUCUACCCCUGUUGACAGGCUACCAAGCUCAUGAGGCUGUGCAGGACAUUGUUUUUUUUUUUUCUUCUUUUCGUGUUUACUUUAAGCGUCCCUGGAUCUAAUGAGAGAUGCAGGGUCGGUUAUGGACUCCAGUCGCGGGAACGCCUGGAUAGGAGCGCUAUAUUUUUUGGCAAAUGACUAGAAGAAGGGUCGUCUAUUAUAGUUGCAGGAAUUCUUGGAAAAAAAGCUUCAAAAAAAGAUUGAUUGUGCUCAGCUCAAAACGUCGAACAUAAAAAGGUGUCCACAGUUGCAGUUUCCACCAUGAUCAGUUUCCACCAUGAUCAGUUUCCACCAUGUUCUGUCCCAAACAUAUCCUAGAAUGCAUUGCAUAUACGGUACAUGCAUGGCGUAAGCUUCAGGUCUAUAAUUUUCAUUAUAUGUACCAUCCAUACAAGAAUCUAUUUAGACUAAAAUCUGGUUAGCUUCUUAUUUGUAGAAUUGUUGUAAAGCGUAAUGUAGAAACUGCUGAAUUAAGAUCAUAUUUUUGUCUUUUUAAAGCUUACGUUUGUGGUUAAAAAAACAAAAAAACAAUUUUCCCCAAGUAUUUUUAAAAUAGUCUGCCUGGUUUGCUCAAAGGUGGUUUAGGUUUAACCCAGGGUUAAUGCUCUAUUUUGCAUUUCCAAGCGCCAUCUUGAAAGGUAACCAAGCCUUUGCAUCARAGUGAGACUGGAGUUGAGCCUGCAGUGUUAGAUACCUUUUGUUCACACCUACAUACAAUAUCAUUCACAUGUAUCUAUCAUUGCACGCUCAACUGCUGUAUCGCUUCGAUGCAAAGGCUUCGCUAUCUCUGUGUUUUUUAGCCUGUUUAGAAUAAAUUUGCUUUAAGUACAAGUUUUAUAAGAACCAAUUGUGAUUAUAUCUAAAAUUUCAGGUUCUUAUWCGCGUUUAUUUCUUUGUAAAGCUUUACAAACAAUUUUGGAAAGUGUCUUAAUUUCAGGAGUGGAUUGUGAUAAGGUUACAUAUUAUAGUUUCCAUAGUUUCAGAAAURCAAACAUUGUGCAUGAAAAGCUUUUGUUUUCGAUAGUUUCCCAUAGUAGGAAUAUUUGGAAAAUAGCUUUACAUAUAGUUUUGGAAAGUGUCAAAAGUUCAAACAUCAUAAUCUUAAAAAGGUUAUACUAUUUCCCAUAAUAGCACGGAUACUUGAAAAAUAGCUUAAAAGAUAUUUUAGUAAUUWUGUCUUUUAAAUUGUACGUACAAAUGUCGACGACUGCUGCGUGUAGUUUCCGCGUGAAGCUCGAUUUUUUGCAACACAAUUAUCAAAAAACCAACAACAAUGUACAGAUUAUUUAUCAUCAAUAAAUUGCUUUUUCCAUUUA